UUUGCCCCAGGUUUUGGUGCCUCCAGGGGUGUCUGCAGGUCCCACAUCACCAGUCAGAGGGUUCCCAUGUCACACUGGUCAGACCACCACGAGUGCCUCCACCUACUUGAUCUGGAUCUGCAAUUCUCCACUCACAGCACUGCCACACAAAACAAGGAUUUCUGGUGAAUGAAAGACAGCACCCUGCAAGAGGUCUAAGGGAUUUCCAGUUACCGAAGCAGAGCUUAGACCAAACUGCUUCAAAAGGAUCUAAAACUCAUUUCUCUAUAACCUUUCCUUAGGGCUGUGAUUCUUUCGGGAUGUUUCUCUCCUUGAUCUUGGUUGAUGUUGAUUGGUAGAAAUUAUUGAAAAGCGAAAGAGGAGCCAUAUCAAAAGCAAGAACAUUAAAGAGAGUUUGAAUAUGACGACCAGCUCCAAUCUGUCAUCUCUUCUACUGACCAGUUCCACUGAAGGCAAGGACACAGUUCACAAAUGUAGUUUAGGCCCAGCCUUCAUAAUUUUUGAUGUCUUAAUGUUCAUUAUCUGUCUUUUGGGACUUGUGGGGAAUGGGAUUGUCACCAGGCUUCUUGGUUUCCAUAUUAAGAGGAACGCUUUCACAACCUACAUCCUGAAUCUCACAGUGGCUGACUUUGGAGUCCUCCUGGCCAUAUUCCCCAUUCCUGCAUACAAUAUUGUGAUUAUAUUUAGUGGGGAUAGCUCCUUGUAUAGAUGCUCAUUUGUCUCUUCUGUGGUACUGAAAUACCUCUUCCCAUCCAUGUACUGCACGGGUCAACUUCUUCUGACAGCCAUCAGCAUGGAUAGGUGUGUGUCUGUCCUCUUCCCCAUUUGGUAUCGGUUCCGCUGCCCAUCACACUUUUCCACCACCAUAUGUGUCCUCAUCUGGGUCCUCUGCUUUCUCCUUUGUGAAGUUAACUUCAUUCUCUACAUUCUACCUCAAGCUAAGCCUCAUAUCUCACUUUUCCUAUUUCUUGUAAUUGCCCUGCUUUGCCUCCCACUCAUGGCUGUCUCCAGCAUAAUUCUGUUCUUCAGAGCCUGCUUUAAAUCCCAACAAGAGAGGCAAGGAAAGCUCUUGACAGUCAUCUUACUUGUGCUGGUUUUUUUCCUGAUUUUUGCUUUUCCACUCCCUGUCAUUGACACAAUAAUGACAUUGUUUAAUAUUCAAAUUUCCUCACCAAUUAAAAUGACUGAUUUUAUUCUCCUCAAUGCCUGCCUAAACAGCAGUGUUAAGCCACUGAUUUAUUACCUUGUGGGGAGACACAGGAGGGGUCAGUCUAGGGAAAGUAUGAAGGUUAUACUCCAGAAGGUUUUCAAUGGUGUGGAAGACACUGUAGAACAAUUGGAACUCAGGGUUCAAACCCAGGUAUAAUGACUUCUCAAGAGCAGACAUCUUUAUGCUUUCUACUUGCAGCUGUAUUGGUGUUGAAUUGUUUAGAGGCUUGAAUCUAAUGUGCAAAACAAGCUUAUUAAAUGGAUGUAGGGUUGCCACAGAGUCUACGCAUAGCUAUUUUCUGGCCCUGCUUAGCCAAAAUCUGGUAGUGACAUGCAACAAGGCUAAUGUGCUUUACAUUGAUUGGCUUUGGAGGAUGACUGGACACUUCCUUUGGUUCCAUGAACAGUCACUAAAUUAUCAACUGGAACCAACAAAAUGGAACAUCUCACUUCUCUUGAAAGUUCUGCACUUCUGUCUAAUUCAUUUCCAAGCACAGGUCAGAGUUCUUCAUAAUGGUUAAAUCCUUUGAUAUCAGUGAUUUGGAAGCAACAAAUGAGACAAGGAUAUGGGAAUGCUCUUAAUAGGAUGCCUCAGCAAAUAUUUUGCAUUGGAUCCAGACUUACAAUUUCAAAAUCAAAUGGGUUUGUACAGUGGUACCUCGGCUCACGUACUUAAUCCAUUCCACGAUUCUGGUCACAACCCAAAUUGGUUGCCAGCCAAAUCAAAUUCCCCUGAAAGGUUCAAUGCAAAAAAGGUUAAUCCAUUCUGACCCCUACGAACAUGGUCGUGAGCCAAUUUUGUCAAGAGACAAGUCAAAUUUCCCCAUAAGGUUCAAUGUAAAUAAGGUUAAUCCUUUCUGUAAAUAU
Molecule: messenger RNA, 2076 nt
Organism: Varanus komodoensis (Komodo dragon)
Lineage: Eukaryota; Metazoa; Chordata; Lepidosauria; Squamata; Varanidae
Product: mas-related G-protein coupled receptor member H-like
Exons: 2
Coding region: 401-1366 (321 amino acids)
Biological process (GO): G protein-coupled receptor signaling pathway
Cellular component (GO): membrane
Molecular function (GO): G protein-coupled receptor activity
Source: RefSeq, a predicted model, not a curated record